Lates calcarifer (barramundi perch) is the source of this 4125-nucleotide messenger RNA. It is a transcript of the gene rbm26, whose product is annotated as RNA binding motif protein 26. The transcript has 22 exons. Lineage: Eukaryota; Metazoa; Chordata; Actinopteri; Centropomidae. Gene Ontology annotation, biological process: mRNA processing. Bases 426 to 3452 code for a protein of 1008 amino acids. Gene Ontology annotation, molecular function: metal ion binding; RNA binding. The record is from RefSeq and is a predicted model, not a curated record. Gene Ontology annotation, cellular component: nucleus.
CACAAGCGGAAGUAAAUAGUUGCCAUGGCAUGUUAGCUAGUGAGAGGGGAUCAAGUAGCAAGUCCAGCGUGAAUGCUCCUGAAUUAAAACGGAUAAAAAUAAAUUACAGCCUUCAGGGUUAGUUGGUUGAACGUGGACAAAUAAUAGACUCACACCCUGUAGACUUCUAUAACAAAUGCAUUACGAGAUUCGAGGAAUCGUACAGCACGUUUGGGGCCUGGAAAAGACGUAUGCUAACUAGCUGGCUAAGCUAGCUAACAUUAACGCGGCUAAGUUCGGCUCACGUCGCCUUUAGCACACAGCCUAGCCAAAGAUCACUGAAGUGUCUGCUAUCAUUUUAAACAGGCGAGUAAGUAAGCGAGUAACAUCACCCCAGCUGGUGUUAACUCUGGCCUCAGUGGGGGAAAAGUUCGGCUGGAUCUAAAAUGAUCAUUGAAAACCUCGAUGCCUUGAAAACAUGGCUGUCUGAAACCCUUGAGCCCAUCUGUGAUGCAGACCCCUCUGCCCUCGCAAAGUAUGUUGUUGCUUUGGUGAAGAAGGAUAAAAGUGAAAAGGAACUUAAAGCCCUGUGUAUAGACCAAUUGGAUGUAUUUCUUCAGAAAGAGACCCAGCCAUUUGUGGAUAAGCUGUUUGAAGCUGUUAACAACAAAAGCUACCUCCCACAGCCAGAGCAACCAUCCUCUUUGGGCAAAGUUGAGAAAGAUGAGCAGAAGAAAGAUGAGACAAACCGGGAAGAAGAAAGAGAGAAAAAAUUUUCUCGGCGAGUGAAUCACAGCCCUCCACAAUCAAGCUCUCGCUACAGUAGAGAUAGCAGGAGAGGAGAUGACCGCAAGAGAGACGAUCGCUCCAGGAAGAGAGAUUAUGACCGCAAUCCGCCAAGGAGGGACUCGUACCGCGAUCGCUACAAUCGCAGGAGAGGCCGCAGUCGCAGUUACAGUCGUAGCCGCAGCCGGAGUUGGAGCAAAGACCGUAUCCGAGACCGUGACAGAGAAAGGGACAGGGAUAGAGACAGAGACAGAGAUAGGGAUCGAGAUCGCAGCAGGAGCCGGUCCCACAGCAGAACUCGGUCUAGAAGCAGGAGUAGAGAGCGAGACUCUGGAAAAUUGAAGUAUGAUCAUGAUCGAGUGGACAGGUCAGAGGGUGAUGGCUAUACAGCAGCACCGCUGGUCUCCACUGCAACCACUUCACACUUCCCUGUGCCAACACUGAGCAGCACCAUUACAGUCAUCGCCCCCACACAUCAUCAUAGCAACAACACCACUGAGAGUUGGUCAGACUUUCGCCCUGAGCACCCUGUGGAUCGUGGUCCUUUUGGCAGGGGACCACCCCCCCAACCUAGGAAGCGAUGCCGAGACUAUGAUGAAAAGGGUUUCUGCAUGCGAGGGGACAUGUGCCCUUUUGACCAUGGAAGUGACCCAGUUGUGGUGGAGGAUGUCAAUUUGCCGAAUAUGUUGCCCUUCCAACCUCCGCCAAUCCCAGGUGUGGACGCUCCGCCGCCACCAGGGCUCCCGCCGCCACCGCCUCUCAUGAACCCACCACCCGUGAACUUGCGGCCCCCUGUGCCCCCACCAGGUGCCCUCCCACCCAGCCUUCCACCCGUUGCAGGUCCCCCUCCUCCACUUCCUCCUCUGCAACCGUCAGGCAUGGAUGCACCUCCUAAUUCCAUCACCAGCUCUGUUCCCACUAUUGUCACCUCUGGGAUGCGCUCUUCACUUCCCCAAGCCUCAGUGCCACUCUUCACCUCUGACAACUAUGACACAGAUGUGUACAAUCCUGAGGCUCCCAGCAUCACCAGUACCCCCAGGCCGAUCUACCGCCACCGGGUCAAUGCUCAGAGACCCAAUCUGAUUGGACUCACAAUGGGGGAGGUGGACCAGCCACAGAGAGACAAGAUUCCUAACAACAGUAUGCGGAUUGUUAUGGAAUCUGAUUCAAGGAAGAGACCACCUGUCUCCCAUGAUGGAGGCCUCCCCUCCAAGAAACCUUGGUUUGACAAACCCAACUUCAACAAACCCAACCACCAGGGCUACCACAAAAGAACCCCAUUCUCUCCUAACACCAAGCUGCUGGUUCGGCAAAUUCCUCCCGAGCUCAACAACAUCAGCAAACUCAAUGAACAUUUCAGCAAGUUUGGCACCAUCGUCAACCUGCAGGUGGCCUACCAGAAUGACCCAGAGGGGGCACUUAUCCAGUUUGCCUCUCCAGAUGAGGCUAAGCGGGCUAUGCAAAGCACAGAGGCUGUUCUCAACAACCGUUUCAUCAGGGUGCACUGGUUUCGUGAUGACGGGAGUGAUGUCCAGGGCCAGUCACAGCAGCAGCCUCAGCCACAGCCAGCCAUGCAACCCUCAGCCACGUCUCUGAAGCAGUCUGUCAAAGACCGCCUUGGACCAAUGCUCCCUGCAAACUCUGAGCCCUCCCAAGACUCCAGCAUAGCUUCUCAGAAUCCUUCUAAAGUGUCGGUGAAGGACCGUUUGGGUUUUUCUUCCAAACCAGCAGCUCCUGUUGAAAAAGUGUUUUCAACAUCCAUGGGGCUCACAAAGACUGUAUACAAUCCUGCUGCCCUGAAGGCAGCCCAGAAAACCUCAGAGGAAGCCUUGAAGAAGAAACAGGAAGCCCUAAGACUACAGCAGGAUGUAAGGAAGAAGAAGCAGGAAAUAUUGGAGAAGCACAUUGAGACACAGAAGCUCCUGAUAUCCAAACUUGAGAAGAACAAAACAAUGAAGGCAGAGGAUAAAUCCAAGAUCAUGGAAACUUUGGGCAUGUUAACCAAGAGCAUCACCAAACUUCAAGAGGAGAUAAAGGGAAUCUCAGGCAGCAGCAACCUGUUACGCACCGCUAAGAGCAAGGCCCAGGCACAGAAAGAACUGCUGGAUGCAGAGCUGGAUCUGUACAAGAAGACUCAGGCUGGAGAGGACACUGCUUUGUUGAAGAUCAAGUACACCCAGCUGCAAAUUGAGGCAGCAAAAAGGGGACUCCUGUCACCAGGACGAGGUCGGGGGGUCCACACUCGGGGCCGUGGUGCUCUCAGGGCCCGGGGAAGGGGCUCCAGAGGACGGGGAAGAGGUGUGCCAGUGCAUGCCGUCGUGGACCACCGACCACGAGCGCUGGAGAUAUCCGGUUUCACUGAGGGUGACCGUGUAGACCUGCUGCCACACUUUGCUCAAUUCGGAGAGAUUGAAGAUUGCCAGAUUGAUGAAAGCAACCUGACUGCAGUCAUCACUUACAAGUCAAGAGCAGAGGCUGAACAGGCGGCUCUUCAUGGAACAAGAUUCAACAACCAGACUUUACACCUGGCGUGGCACAAGCCUGUCACAACUCUCAAUACUGCUGAUGCUGAUGAGGCAGAACCAGAGGAGGAUGAGUACCCAGAAGAGUCGCUGAGUGAUGAUGCACUGCUGCAGGAUGACGAUGAGGAAGAGGAUGAUAACGAGCCGCGUUCCUGGCGCAGAUGAAGAACAGUCAGACCGCUCCUCCCCUGGUUGCACUGGUGUGGAAGACAAGCAACAAUCCAGCAACUUAAUAAAAUUUCAAUGCCUGCUUGUUGUAAAUCAACAAGGCACAUUUCACUUUGGCUAGACUUUUUUCCCCUCACAAAUAUGUAACUGGCAGAAGAACCAUGUGUGAGUUUGAUUCAUUUUAAUGUGUGUACCAGAUGCAACAAUGGUGAUUUUUUUAAUGCUCUUAAUGUAGAAACAGUUCUGUAAUUUUUUUUUUCUUUUCUUUUUAGUUUGUUAUUUUGGUUCAUAAAACACAAAUAGAUUGUCUGGACAUGUGACAUCUGUUCACUCAAAGACACGUGCUUAACUCUCGGUUUAAGAAGACAAAACUCGUGUUGUAACUAAAUGAGUGACAGACUGUAGCUUUUGCAGAAUAGUAUUAGUUUGACUGGUUAAAAUGCUCAUGUGUAAAUAUUUUAUGUCUGGGUUUAAAUGAUUUGUAUGAAAGUUUGGCUUCUCAGUUCUUUGCUUUACUUUGGAUUGUACAAAAAAUAAAGAAUUGAAAUGGUCUGAAAACAUCCUGCCAAAAAAAGGAAAAAAAAAGGAAAAAAAAAGAAAAUGUGGCAGUGAAAAAAAGACUCAUAAAAGACCAGAGAAAAAGACCAUUUCAAAAAACUAAAAAAACCUU